Molecule: messenger RNA, 1996 nt
Organism: Bolinopsis microptera
Lineage: Eukaryota; Metazoa; Ctenophora; Tentaculata; Lobata; Bolinopsidae
Product: complement factor H-like
Exons: 12
Coding region: 125-1996 (623 amino acids)
Source: RefSeq, a predicted model, not a curated record
GUGUGUAUUAUACUGACACGAGAAAUGCUUCUCCGCUGGCAUAGUUUGAUCGUCUGUUAAUCAUUAUAUUGUUUCGGUUCGUUUACUGCUCCAUUAAGUUUGGUCUCGUGAAAUAAAUUUGCUCAUGUCCAAGCAUUCUAGCGCUGGUGGUGGUCAGAAAACUGAAGCUCAGCAAAUUGAGUCUAAAGAUGCCGAAAAGGCUGAACUUAACAGUGUCCCUCAAGUAAGAUUAGCAUGGUCUCCAGAAAAUGAAGAGGAUGGUGCACCCUUGCAUCACAGAAAAUCUUGUAUCGGAGUAGGCUGGUUUUUUUGGAUACUGUUGGUUGUAAUUGUCACAGCCAUCAUCGCAGUCAUCGUCAUUUGCACAGGAACAGACGCGUGUAAAAGCUGUAAACCAGUUGACGGUGUAUGGAGUGAAUUUGAAGAUUGGUCAGAGUGCUCAGCAAACUGCGAUGGAGGUACCCAAACAAGGACCAAAUCGUGCACUGCUCCUAACCAGUGUGGGACUGAGUGUUCUGGUGAUGAUGAAGAAUUGAGAGAGUGCAAUACUGAACCCUGCCCCACGCCCUGUAAUAAGCCAGCCAUAAGUGACGGUAAAGUUGAACCAGAUUCGGAUACAAUAAAUUCAGGAACUACUUACGAGGUUACUUGUAAUGCCGGGUUCGUAAUAUCUGACUCCGGGAUUUCAACAGUAACGUGCACUAACGGGGUACUUUCUACAGUACCAACUUGUCAACCAGCGCCCUGCAAUAAGCCAGAUAUUAAUGACGGUAAAGUUGAACCAGAUUCGGAAACAAUAAAUUCAGGAACUACUUACGAGGUUACUUGUAAUGCCGGGUUCGUAAUAUCUGACUCCGGGAUUUCAACAGUAACAUGCACUAACGGGGCACUGUCUACAGUACCAACUUGUCAACCUGCGCCCUGCGAUAAGCCAGAUAUUAAUGACGGUAAAGUUGAACCAGAUUUGGAGACAAUAAAUUCAGGAACUACUUACGAGGUUACUUGUAAUGCCGGGUUCGUAAUAUCUGACUCCGGGAUUUCAACAGUAACGUGCACUAACGGGGUACUUUCUACAGUACCAACUUGUCAACCUGCGCCCUGCGAUAAGCCAGCCAUAAGUGACGGUAAAGUUGAACCAGAUUUGGAGACAAUAAAUUCAGGAACUACUUACGAGGUUACUUGUAAUGAUGGGUUCGUAAUAUCUGACUCCGGGAUUUCAACAGUAACGUGCACUAACGGGGUACUGUCUACAGUACCAACUUGUCAACCUGUGCCCUGCGAUAAGCCAGAUAUUAAUGACGGUAAAGUUGAACCAGAUUCGGAGACAAUAAAUUCAGGAGCUACUUACAAGGUUACUUGUAAUACCGGGUUCGUAAUAUCUGACUCCGGGAUUUCAACAGUAACGUGCACUAACGGGGCACUUUCUACAGUACCAACUUGUCAACCUGUGCCCUGUAAUAAGCCAAGUAUUAAUGACGGUAAAGUUGAACCAGAUUCGGAAACAAUAAAUUCAGGAGCUACUUACGAGGUUACUUGUAAUGCUGGGUUCGUAAUAUCUGACUCCGGGAUUUCAACAGUAACAUGCACUAACGGGGUACUUUCUACAGUACCAACUUGUCAACCUGUGCCCUGCGAUAAGCCAGCCAUAAGUGACGGUAAAGUUGAACCAGAUUCGGAAACAAUAAAUUCAGGAACUACUUACGAGGUUACUUGUAAUGCCGGGUUCGUAAUAUCUGACUCCGGGAUUUCAACAGUAACGUGCACUAACGGGGUACUUUCUACAGUACCAACUUGUCAACCUGCGCCCUGCAAUAAGCCAGAUAUUAAUGACGGUAAAGUUGAACCAGAUUUGGAAACAAUAAAUUCAGGAACUACUUACGAGGUUACUUGUAAUGCCGGGUUCGUAAUAUCUGACUCCGGGAUUUCAACAAUAACAUGCACUAACGGGGCACUGUCUACAGUACCAACUUGUGAUUCUCAUCUUACUGUUGAUUGA